AUGGCGUUGGCUCCCUCCAAUCCUGUUGUGGUCAAGUGUUCUACUCCCACGCUCCAGGAACUUGAGGCCAGGGCUCUGUGGUCAACCAAAGACCCAGAUGCAUGUCAAGUAACGGCAGAAGAGUGGAUCUGCACAAACCGAGCAAAGCAUCCUAGCAGGCACGAUGUGGCAAACGCUCCAACGGACAACUUUCUUCUCUGGCUGCCUCCAUUGCACUACAAAGAAUGUGGCAAACUGAACCCAACAGGGUAUUCCUGGGCUAUGUCGGGCUCCAAAGUGAAUAGGCAAUCACUUGAUUGCCUCGUCAGGAAUCAAGGAGACCAUGAUGGCGUUGGCUCCCCCCAAUCCUGUUGUGGUCAAGUGUUCUACUCCCACGCUCCAGGAACUUGAGGCCAGGGCUCUGUGGUCAACCAAGGACCCAGAUGCAUGUCAAGUAACGGCAGAAGAGUGGAUCUGCACAAACCGAGCAAAGCAUCCUAGCAGGCACGAUGUGGCAAACGCUCCAACGGACAACUUUCUUCUCUGGCUGCCUCCAUUGCACUACAGCGAA
Molecule: messenger RNA, 550 nt
Organism: Triticum aestivum (bread wheat)
Lineage: Eukaryota; Viridiplantae; Streptophyta; Magnoliopsida; Poales; Poaceae
Exons: 3
Coding region: 1-390 (129 amino acids)
Source: RefSeq, a predicted model, not a curated record